Molecule: messenger RNA, 3920 nt
Organism: Lynx canadensis (Canada lynx)
Lineage: Eukaryota; Metazoa; Chordata; Mammalia; Carnivora; Felidae
Gene: TAB2
Product: TGF-beta activated kinase 1 (MAP3K7) binding protein 2
Exons: 5
Coding region: 2230-3915 (561 amino acids)
Biological process (GO): positive regulation of protein kinase activity
Molecular function (GO): ubiquitin binding; K63-linked polyubiquitin modification-dependent protein binding
Source: RefSeq, a predicted model, not a curated record
UUUGUUACUUUUGAUACUUGCUGUAUUACUUGGUAAUGCUAGGAAAGGUGUAAUCUGAUCUUUGAACCAUAUUUGGUAAAUAGUAAUUUUGUAUGGAACCCGCUGUUCUAUCAGUAAGAGGAAAAUUAUUGCCCAAAUGUAAGGCUUUUCUUUGCCUUUAAAGCAUUUCCUGACUUAAAAACCAAGUUAUAUCAUGCGUUGAUUCUUUUUGCUUUUUAAAGUACACUACUCCAGAUCUGUAACUUUUUAACAAGAGAUGUGUUGACAAACGUACUUUCUAUUUUAUUUGGAGGGAGAAGAAUUACAUUGUUUACCUUGCUUACCACUGAUUCCCUUUAUGUUCUAAAUGUAAAUUGUUAUAUUUGUAUUCAUUAUCAGCUCUGAGAAUUGAGCUCUCUGACACAUUUCCUUUGUAGUUCUGAAAUCAAUGUGGAUAAAUCAGUUGUGUCUCUUAGGAUGUGAUGCAGUUGAGUUAUUUAAACCUAAAGCUUGUUACACACUGUUGUUUUAGUAUAUAUGAAAAUGAAAACUUAGGUAGACCUGUAUGUUUAGAAUAAAAAAAUGUGUUUCACUCUGUAGUAAUGCAGAAAAAUUGAUUAUCUACUGUGUGCUAGGUUGUUAGCCACUUGUGUACUUUAGCUAAUUCUCUUGACAGUCUAGUAAAGUGAGGUGUAGUAUCCAACUUGAUAGAAAAGAAACUUCUGCAGAGAGUUUUAGUCCAAGGCCAUGCUGACACAAGAUUUGAACCUAGAUCUGUCUCUGCCAGAAUUUUUUCACUGACAAUAUGCCAUCGUGAAAGAUGGAAAAUUUACAUUUUUCUUAAAAACUAUUUUGAUUCUCUUUUGCUUUGCUGUGUUGCUAGUCACUAGAAAUGCAGGGAGUUAGUUCUUUGAAUCCUUGUCCUCGCUAUUAUUAUUAUUAUUAUUAUUAUUAUUAUUAUUAUUAUUUUGUCUUGUUAGCAGUUCCCACAAUCUGUCAUCAUUUGACAGUAGCAGAGAAUUCAAUUCAUUUUGAGUGCUGCGGCAUUUGUUUCUUAGAGAAGCUCCCUUGGGUGCCAGCUCACCAAGUGUAAGGACAUCCUUGCCAGGCUCUCAUGCAACAGUCUAAAAUAUCCUACCAUUUCUGUAACCUCUGUAGUUGUGUGUGUGUGUGUGUGUGUGUGUGUGUGUGCGUGCGUGUGUGUGUGUGUGUGUUAAUAUGGACCCAACAAAUUUAUACCAAAAAGAUUGAACCUAUUUUGGUAAUGGAAAAAGAGAAUUUCCAGUGUGGUUAAGAACCACAUCUUAUGAGCUGUUUUUUUGCCUCCCACUUUAAGAAUUACCAAGUAUUUUUAAAAAUUGGAACUUGAAAUUCAGUUCAUUGCUUGGAUGUAUUUCUGAAGAAACCUCUGAGAAUUGAUUGUAGGAAAUCAGGGGAGCAGUUAGAAGACAAUUGGAAAUAAGAUAGUGAAAGAAGAGCAAAACGACCUGAAAAUGAGGACUUUACAAUUUUAAUUUGACCAGUGAAAGUGGAUUUGCUGUUUUUCUCUUUCGGCUAUUGUCUGUGGUCCCACGUUGGACAGUCUGCUGCUGAAAGCGAUCACAGGUCUCACGAAGGCCACUGUUUCAGUAGCUGGAACUGGAAGUCGAGAGUCGAGUUGGGUAAAGAAAGACAGUGACUUAACUCGUGUAAAUGGCAUCUUCUGGGAACUUACAACUUAAGAGAUCCUUUUUCCACCUCAGAAUAUCUUCCGUGAGACGCACUGGGGACUACAUCAUUGCCAUUAGGUCUCAUAGUGUUACCUGGUCACGUUUCUCGUUCCGCCUGCCUCUAGUUUACUCUAGUUUCUCUUCUGCUUUCAAGGCUCCAGACCCAGUUCCUGGACCUGCCCUGGAAAAGAAGUAUCCGGUAGAGAUGAGCUCACUGCAGUUACUUAAUUAAAAAUUUGUAAGCUGCAAAAAUGGCAAAGGGCCAACCAAGAACAGCUACAAUUUGAAUUUUUCUAUUUCCAGAUCCAGCCAACAAGACUUGAUGAUGGAUUAGAUCUGGGAUCUGAAAGAAGGAUCAACUGGAUGAAUGAUGGCACCAUUUACUGAGAUGAAAAAGACUGCGAAAGGAUUGGCUUGAAAGGGGGGAAAUUAAGAGUUUCCUUUUGGACAUAAAAAUGCUUGGACAGAAGAGAUGAGUACUAUUUCCACUAAGGCCUAGAAUUGCCUACUGUACAAAUAGUCCUGAUCAGGCAAUAUACGAAUGGCCCAAGGAAGCCACCAAAUUGAUUUUCAGGUUUUACAUGACCUGCGACAAAAAUUCCCUGAAGUACCUGAAGUUGUUGUAUCCAGGUGCAUGUUACAGAAUAAUAACAACCUGGAUGCCUGCUGUGCAGUUCUCUCUCAGGAGAGUACAAGGUAUCUUUAUGGUGAAGGAGACUUGAACUUCUCGGAUGACUCUGGAGUUUCUGGCCUACGCAAUCACAUGACUUCUCUCAACUUGGACUUGCAGUCGCAGAAUGUUUACCACCAUGGGAGAGAAGGACAUCGAGUGAAUGGAAGCAGGACUCUGACGCACAGCAUUAGUGAUGGACAACUUCCAGGUGGUCCGGCCAAUAACGAGCUAUUUCAGCAGGAGCCACAGACAGCACCAGCUCAAGCUCCUCAAGGCUUUAACGUUUUUGGAAUGUCUAGUGCAUCGGGUGCUUCAAAUUCAGCACCGCAUCUUGGAUUUCACUUAGGCAGCAAAGGAACAUCUAGCCUUUCUCAGCAGACUCCCAGAUUUAAUCCCAUUAUGGUGACGUUAGCCCCAAACAUCCAGACUGGUCGUAACACUCCUACAUCUUUGCACAUACAUGGUGUACCUCCCCCUGUACUGAACAGUCCACAGGGAAAUUCUAUCUAUAUUAGGCCUUAUAUUACGACUCCUGGUGGUACAGCUCGACAGACACAACAGCAUUCUGGCUGGGUAUCUCAGUUUAAUCCUAUGAACCCUCAACAAGUCUAUCAGCCUUCACAGCCUGGCCCCUGGACUCCUUAUCCUGCAUCUAAUCCUAUGUCACAUACCUCAGCCCAGCAGCCAAACCAGCAAGGCCACCAGACCUCUCACGUCUACAUGCCCAUCAGUUCACCUACUACUCCACAGCCACCGACCAUUCAUUCAUCUGGGAGCUCCCAGUCUUCUGCCCAUAGCCAAUACAACAUUCAGAACAUUUCGACAGGACCUCGAAAAAACCAGAUCGAAAUCAAACUUGAACCCCCACAAAGAAACAGCUCUUCAAAAUUGCGUUCCUCUGGACCUCGAACCUCCAGCAGUUCCUCUUCGGUCAACAGCCAGACCUUAAAUAGAAAUCAGCCCACUGUUUACAUAGCUGCCAGUCCCCCAAAUACUGAUGAGAUGAUGUCCCGUAGUCAACCUAAGGUCUACAUUUCGGCCAAUGCCGCCCCAGGAGAUGAACAGAUCAUGAGGAAUCAGCCCACCCUCUUCAUAUCCACAAACUCCGGAGCAUCUGCGGCCUCCAGGAACAUGUCUGGGCAAGUGAGCAUGGGUCCUGCCUUUAUUCACCACCACCCUCCCAAAAGCCGAGCAAUAGGCAAUAACUCCGCAACUUCUCCUCGAGUGGUGGUCACUCAACCCAAUACAAAAUAUACUUUCAAAAUUACAGUUUCUCCUAAUAAACCCCCUGCAGUUUCACCAGGGGUGGUGUCCCCUACCUUUGAACUUACAAACCUUCUAAACCAUCCUGAUCAUUAUGUAGAAACAGAGAAUAUUCAGCACCUCACGGACCCUACUUUAGCACAUGUGGAUAGAAUAAGUGAAGCACGGAAGUUGAGUAUGGGAUCUGAUGAUGCUGCCUACACUCAAGCUCUGUUGUGGUACAACCAGAAGGCAGAAUGGAACGACGUCAAAGAGAACUUGAGAUUCAAAAGAAAAAGCUGGAUAAACUAAAAUCU